Molecule: messenger RNA, 9263 nt
Organism: Acipenser ruthenus (sterlet)
Lineage: Eukaryota; Metazoa; Chordata; Actinopteri; Acipenseriformes; Acipenseridae
Product: E3 ubiquitin-protein ligase HECW1
Exons: 29
Coding region: 156-4970 (1604 amino acids)
Biological process (GO): regulation of dendrite morphogenesis
Molecular function (GO): protein binding; ubiquitin-protein transferase activity
Source: RefSeq, a predicted model, not a curated record
AGGAAUAUAGUGCGUCAAUGGCUAUAGGCUUUGUGCGGCGUUACUACACCUAGCCAUGAGAGUCACGUUUGGGAUAUAAGAUGGCCAGUGGAGUAUGAUUCACACACAGGUGAUAUUGUUCCAGGAAUUGAUGUGCUUUCAAUUGACGGGUCAAUAUGCUGCUGCACCUGUGCAGUGUUAAGAACUUGUACCAAAACAGGUUUCUAGGCCUGGCUGCUAUGGCAUCACCAUCCAGGAGUUCUCAGAACAGACGUCGAUGUAAAGAGCCAAUGCGAUAUAGCUACAACCCUGAGCAGUUUCAUAAUGUUGGUGUCCGGAAUCAAACCCAUGAAGCCAUCACCAUGCCAAGAUCUAACAGUGACACAGACCUGGUUACCUCAGAUAGCCGCUCAACGCUGAUGGUCAGCAAUUCUUACUAUGCCAUUGGGCAGUCUCAGAACAUUGUAAUUUGUUGGGACAUUAAAGAAGAGGUAGAUGCCGGAGACUGGAUCGGAAUGUAUCUCGUAGAUGAGGUGCUUUCUGAAAACUUUCUGGACUAUAAGAACCGAGGAGUCAAUGGCUCCCACAAAGGUCAGAUUGUCUGGAAAAUUGUUGCCAGCUCGUACUUUGUGGAACCGGAAACAAAAAUCUGCUUUAAGUAUUAUCACGGAGUGAGUGGAGCUCUACGGGCCACAACUCCCAGUGUGACUGUGAAGAACCCCUCUGCUCCUGUCUUUAAACCCAUCACCAGUGAAGAAGUGGCACAGAGUCAAGGGAGUCGAAGACUGAUCAGUUUUUCUCUGUCAGAUUUUCAAGCUGUGGGACUGAAAAAGGGAAUGUUCUUCAAUCCAGACCCUUACCUGAAGAUUGCCAUCCAGCCUGGGAAACACAGCAUCUUCCCAGCUUUGCCUCACCACGGACAAGAGAAGAGAUCUGGGAUAGUCUACAACACCAUCAACCCUGUCUGGCAAGGACAGCAGUUCAGUUUCGUCUCCGUGCCCACGGAUGUGUUGGAGAUUGAAGUGAAGGACAAGUUUGCCAAAAGCCGGCCGAUCAUAAAACGCUUCCUGGGAAAGCUCUCUAUGCCAGUGCAAAGGCUUCUGGAGAGACAUGCUAUAGGGGACAGAGUCUUGAGCUACACCCUGGGCAGGAGGCUGCCAACAGAUCAUGUCAGUGGGCAGCUGCAGUUCAGAUUCGAUAUAACAUCUUCCAUUCAUCAAGAUGAUGAAGAGGUCUCAAUUAGCACUGAACCUGAAACAGCAGCUGCCCAGGAGGAUCAGGUAGAGGACUUGGAUGCAGAUCCUUGCUGCGAACCUCAAGCAGCUCAUAGUGUCAUCAUGGAGCCUGCAGCGCCAGAGCAGAUAAAUGGUUGUGAUGAAGCCUCUCUGAAUACAGGUUCCAGCAGUCCUGAGGCUGCAACUUCAAUUAAUGAAAUCAGCCAUCUGGCUAUUAGUGAAGUCCAGAGUGAAGAAAAGGAAGAAAGUGAACCAAAAGCAGAAGAGACAGGUAUUAGGGAUCUUACACCAAAUGAAGAGCAACCACCGUCAGUCCCUCAAACAGUAUCAGAAGACCAAGAUGUAUGUGUCAACUUACAGGUGGAAAAUGAAACAGAUGAAGGUAAUACUCAUAGAGAGGAAUUGGGGGAAGCCCCUUCAGAACCUCCAGCUGAUAUGGACAAUUCAGACAGCACAGUAAGCGAAGCGGCAGUAGAGGACAAAGAGGCAUCAGUUGAACAAAUGGGAGGCACUUUGGAGCAGGAAGAGGAAGAGGACGAGGGCUGUUCACUGCGGAUGAGGACAGCCCUAAAACGGAAAAACAGGCCUUGCUCGCUGCCUGUCUCCGAACUGGAGACAGUCAUAGCCUCUGCCUGCGGGGAACCCGAAACACCGCGCACUCACUACAUCCGCAUUCACCAUUUGCUUCACAGCUUGCCCUCGGCCCAAAUGAGUGACGAUACUGAGGAGGACAUUGCCAACCCUGAUUCAGAGGAUGUGACACUGAAGCCAACAGAAGAGAAGGACCUAACAGAUCGAACAGAAGAUAGUUCCUCUGAGACUCAGUCCCACAGCAUCACCUUGGACUCAGACAAUUGUGGACGAAGGACUUUACCCCGCAGCUUGUCCAUUGAGCGCCUCUCAGACUUGAACCAGCUGCUGGAAAGUGAGCAGCCGAGGAUGGAGAGUGAGAGCGAUUCAAGUCUGAGGCCGCCAGGGGAGAAUGACUGUGACAUGUGUGACACCUCCUGUUACAGCACCUCCUGCUACAGCACGUCUUGUUACAGCACCUCCUGCUACAGCAACUCGGGCUACGAGGGUGCCAGCCGCUUCUCAAGCCAUACCCGUUUCUCUUCGGUGGACAGCGCUCGCAUUUCCGAGAGCACAGUCUUUUCCUCGCAAGACGACGAAGAAGAAGAGAACAGUGCCUUUGAAUCAGUUCCUGAUUCAGCACAGAGCCUGGACCCCAACGAUCGGGAGACAGGUCACAGCACCACCCAGUGGCCAGAAGACCAGAUUGCGCAAGAUGGGAGUCCACAGAGUAACACUGAAAGUGGCGAAUCUCCAGUGGCAGGACCAAGCAAUAGAACGGAAGGCGAUUGCCCCUUGCCAUCCAGUCAUCCACCAGUCAGCCAAGUGCCUGCUUUGCGACCUGAUCCCCACCAUUACCCAACUAUUGAUGAACUGUUGCCACCAAAUUGGGAAGCGAGAAUUGACAGCCACGGAAGAGUGUUUUACGUGGAUCAUAUAAACCGAACAACAACCUGGAAACAGCCCACAACAGCAGCCACUCAAGAUGGGAUCCGGCGGUCAAGUUCUGUACAUCAAAUGGAACAGCUGAACAGGAGGUACCAGAACAUUCAGAGGACUAUUGCAACAGAGAGAACAGAGGAUGAGGCAAGCAGUCAGAGCAGCGAAAGACCAGGGACAACUGAAACUGAUUCAGAUUGCCCACUGCAAACCACAGAAACAAGAAGAGAAGGGCCCUCAUCUCCUGUCAAUAGUCAGAAGAUCACCCUGUUACUGCAGUCCCCAGCUGUCAAGUUUAUCACACACCCCGAGUUCUUCACAGUGCUCCAUGCAAACUAUGCUGCCUAUCGCUUGUUUACGAGCAGUACUUGCCUGAAGCACAUGAUUCUGAAGGUCCGCAGGGAUGCUCGCAACUUUGAGCGCUAUCAGCACAACAGGGACCUGGUGACAUUCCUCAACAAGUUUGCUGACACUCAACUGGAGCUGCCACGGGGCUGGGAGAUCAAAACUGACCAGCAAGGCAAGUCCUUUUUUGUUGACCACAACAGUCGGGCCACAACCUUCAUCGAUCCCAGAAUUCCUCUUCAAAAUGGCCGCUUGCCGAACCAUUUGACACACAGGCAGCAUCUGCAGAGACUUCGCAGUUACAGUGCUGGAGAGGCAUCCGAGGUGUCCAGAAGUCGAGGGGCGUCUUUGUUAGCAAGACCUGGCAAUAGCCUGGUAGCGGCAAUCAGGAACCAAAAUCACCAUGAUGCAGUACCAUUAGGCUAUAAUGACAAGAUAGUAGCUUUCCUUCGCCAACCGAACAUUUUUGAGAUACUUCAGGAGAGACAGCCAAGCCUGGCUAGAAACCAUGCACUGAGGGAGAAGAUUCAUUACAUAAGAACAGAAGGCACUCACGGAGUAGAAAAGUUAUCGUGUGAUGCAGACCUAGUCAUUUUGUUAAGCCUCUUCGAAGAAGAGAUCAUGUCGUACGUCCCGCCACAUUCCUCAUUUCACCCCGGCUUCAGCUUCUCUCCCCGCUGCUCUCCUGGGUCCUCACCUCAGAACUCCCCAGGAUUGCAGAGAGCUGGUGCCAGGGCUCCUGCACCGUACCGCAGAGAUUUUGAAGCAAAGCUCCGCAACUUUUAUAGAAAGCUGGAGGCAAAGGGCUAUGGACAAGGGCCAGGAAAAAUCAAAUUGAUUAUCCGUCGAGAUCACCUACUGGAGGGCACUUUUAAUCAGGUGAUGGCCUACUCACGCAAGGAACUCCAGAGAAACAAGCUCUAUGUCUCAUUCGUGGGUGAGGAAGGCUUGGACUACAGUGGACCCUCAAGAGAAUUCUUCUUCCUGCUUUCCCAAGAACUGUUCAACCCCUACUAUGGCUUGUUUGAGUACUCUGCCAAUGACACGUACACAGUGCAGAUCAGCCCCAUGUCAGCAUUUGUCGAAAAUCAUCUGGAAUGGUUCAGGUUCAGUGGCCGUAUCCUUGGCCUGGCGCUGAUUCACCAGUAUCUGCUGGAUGCUUUUUUUACAAGACCUUUCUACAAGGCUCUGCUGAGACUACCGUGUGACCUGAGUGAUCUAGAGUACCUUGAUGAGGAGUUCCAUCAGAGUUUACAGUGGAUGAAGGACAAUGACAUCACUGACAUCUUGGACUUAACCUUUACUGUAAACGAGGAGGUGUUUGGACAGGUUACAGAAAGGGAGUUAAAAUCUGGUGGCGCCAAUCUGCAAGUGUCGGAGAAAAACAAAAAGGAGUACAUAGAGCGAAUGGGGAAAUGGCGAGUGGAACGAGGAGUGGUUCAGCAGACAGAAGCUUUGGUUAGAGGCUUCUAUGAGGUUGUGGAUUCAAGGCUAGUGUCGGUUUUUGACGCCCGGGAACUGGAGCUCGUUAUAGCCGGCACCGCUGAGAUUGAUUUGAAUGACUGGCGAAAUAACACUGAGUACCGGGGAGGUUACCAUGAUGGUCACAUUGUAAUCCGGUGGUUCUGGGGAACGGUGGAGCGUUUUAACAAUGAGCAGAGGCUGCGGCUGCUGCAGUUCGUCACCGGCACCUCCAGUGUACCCUACGAGGGGUUUGCCGCUCUCAGAGGAAGUAAUGGACUCAGGAGAUUCUGCAUAGAGAAGUGGGGCAAAAUUACUUCUCUUCCCAGGGCACACACGUGUUUCAACCGCCUUGAUCUCCCUCCCUAUCCAUCCUACACAAUGCUAUAUGAGAAGCUGCUGAUCGCCGUGGAGGAAACCAGCACGUUUGGGCUGGAGUGAAGACCAGAGACUGAUGUCCAAUUCAAUGGUUGCUGACAUUACCCUUUUCAUAUUAUUUAAUUUUAAGAAGACAAUAUCGUCUUUUUUUUCUUCUUUUUUUUCAAAUAAAUAUGGAAUUAUAAAUCAGGACUGAAAAGAACCUCUGCAUGUAUAAAUCACCAGAUAUAAUGUAACCGCCCUGGGGGCUUGCAAAAACCAACAUAAGUUGUAUAUGCAAUAGCAAAUAACUGUCUCCAGCCUUCUCAAAGCCUUGGCGUAACCCCCAUCGAUACAAUCACACAGGUUUUACUACAAAGCAAACACAGCUGCCCUUCACCGUCCCCUUCAUUGCACCAGAACAAUGCAAGAAUUGACAUAAAACCCAUUGUCUUCUGCCAGGUUUUGCCUUUUGGGUCAAAGGUAGAUUGUUACAAGGUAACACUAUCCACCAUUGCUCAUCUCUGACCAACCCAUUGUUGCAUCACUCUUACUUCUGAAGACUUUUGCAGAUUGACUGGAGGAAAAAAAAAUGACUGUGGAAUUAUUUUGUACAUUACAUUUAAAAUCUUUUGCAAAAAAAGAAAUGGAAGAUUAUUAUUUUUUUUUUUAUAUAAACUAUUGCUUUACACACCAAGAGGUCAUGUUACUUAUUAGCGUAUACAGUAUGUACCCUUUCUACCAUGCAAGGAAGUGUAGUUUGCUCUUCGGCAGUCCAGAAGGCAUCUUUGUGUUUGCUGCAGUAGAAGCAUAAGAUCUGCAAAUCCAGGAAGCAGUCUCAUUCAUGGGGUUUCCAUGCAAGUUUUUUUUUUUAACUCAAGAUAAUUACACGAGAAAAAUGUCUCAUGUAAAAUGCUUUUUUGGGUUUCCAUUCGCUCAGUUUAUUUUACUCGAGUAAACCGGGCUUUUCACCCGACGUCAUGCAAAUGAAUGGGUGGGGGUUGAUAUGUAAAUUAACUAUGCGUAAUGUACUUGUGCUGUUUUUGAAGAUUACUAGUGACAUUUUGUGAAAAUGUGGUUUCCAUGCGCAGAGAACUGGUACACGAGUGAAUCUAAGCUGCUGUAAUAAAGCAAAAUACCCUGUGCCUGCUUGGUUAAUAAUGUGCUUAACUGCUCUUGACCAAAUUGUUUUUCAAUUUGAGGAGGCUCGUGGUGUCAGAGAUGCUCUCCUUUCUUUUAAGUUGAGUUGGAUUUACUGCUGUGUUAAAUAUUAAUGAUGCAAACAAAUAAAACACAAUCAAUACGUUAAUUUGCAAUUUUAUUUGGUCAGUUCUGAGAGGACAUCAACAACUUGGAUGUUGUUGCGUUGUUUUGGGCGAUUGAGCUGGCUCAUGACAUCCAGUUCACAAACUAUUUAUUAAUGUGGAGGGCAGACACGCAUUGUCUUUGGACAUAGCUGGGAUCAAAAAAAGAAUGGGAAUAAAUUCAGUUAAGCAGGUCACUUUCUCUUCGUGUUUAACUUUAGCUUAGUUUUUACAGCUAGGGUAUUCUCAAACAGCUGCUUUAAUACUAUAACAAAUGCAUAACGCAGUUUGUGGUAAGUGGUUUUAUACAAAACUGUAAACCCACAAGAUAUAUACAACUUAACAGACCAGACACAGCAAAAAACAAUAAUAAAAAAAGGCUGCCCGCAUUAGUAUUAAGGUGAACUACACCACUGCUAACCAUAAAACCACCCAUCAGCCACUACUUUCUGCCGUCUUGGAAUCCACAGUAACAACUGACCUGAUUCCUUGCAUUUACACGUGAAAUGCAGGUUUCCAUGCGAAACUGGGCGUGUGUUUCGUCAUUUACACAAGUAAAUGAGAUUUACCCUAUCCCUAUCUUUGGCUGUUUUUUUUGGCCACAAACCUGAUUUACACGAGUAAUUCUCCCAAACGUGCACGCACAUCGCCAUUUCACGUGUAAAUUGACCCGCAUGGAAACCCCAUGAUUGUCAAACAUUAUGGACAAAUGCUUAUAUAUGAUAAUAAUGUUGCAAUUUGGUUAUUAGGAUUUAUUUUAUUUAUUUAUUUAUUUGUGUGUUUCCUUCCUUUUCCUGCAAAACUUCUGACUGAAAACGUCUUAUUAAAUAUCAGAAUCUAUUUUUGGAUUAUUUAUUAUUGCCAGGGAUGUAGAUUUUUAUUUGUGUUUUUACUGAUGGGUUCUGAGUUCAUGUCUUCGUAGUGGCUGCAGAAUUUAACAGUUAAAGAAAUAGAGAUCCUGCUGAAAUAAAAAGACGGAUGAGCAAUCCUCAUUUUUAGUAACAUAUCCCAAAUGAGUUAUAUUCAAUUGAAACAGUUGCAGAUCUAAUUGUGUACUACGAUAUACAAACAAAUAUUGUAGUGUAUUUUAUCUAUGUUAACAGAGAAGGAGGACACCUUGUACAGGACACUAAGGCAACAAGGAGGCCUAGUCACUACAGAAUGCAGCUUUUUUCCUUAUUUUUCUGUGAGCUUGACAGGGCUAAAGUUUGCUUAAAGAAGACAAUUUUGUUGUAAGGGAAUCUGAAAUUGAAUAACGCUAAGCCUUAAGUCUACAGAAGUCUACUGAAAGAUAAAUGAGUUAAAGAGAGAGAUUGAUGUGUUUCUUUAGAAUAAUUGAAUACAUCUGGGGAGAAAGCAGGAGCAUGUCUUUCAUACAAUGCCAUCAGUCCUUAUCAAGUUGGCCAAAUGGCCUCUUAUGCCUAUACAGACCAGGGAGCAAUGCAAAAAAAAAAGAAAUGCUCUUGGUCACGUGGGAUUAAGCCAGCUGUACUUCCUCUUACAGUAGGAAGUGUCAAGUUUGAUUUGUGAUGUGCAACCUUUUCAGUUAAAAAGUUGCCAAAUGUUAAUAGAUCCUUAAUAAGAAAAACAAAACAGUAUAUGUAACAGUUUUUUUUUUAAAUACAUUGAAUGAACAUUUCAGUACAUACAACCCCCAUAUAAUGUGCAAAUUUGAGUACUAAAUAAGCGACCCACACAAUAAUAGUAGGUCACCAGCUGUUCUGCCCUUAAUAGACCCAUCUAUUAAUAUCCUUUUAAUGGAAGCGAUUAUUAAAACAAAUAGUAUUUGUGUUGAAAGAAUGAUCUCCCUUUAAUGUACAGAAGCUAUUUUUCGAUUUCAGCCUGUUCAGUUUUAUUUAACUAUAGUACUGUCAGCAGGCCAUUGCUGUAUUCCAUGUGGUGGUGCCAGACAGACUAGAGGCCGGCUGAUGUCCGUGCCCAGGUGAAAACUGUAAAUUGAAUAAUUGUUUUGUAAAUUAUGCUAAUUCUGUAACAAAGAAAUUGGCAUUCUUUAGCCAAAAAAAAUAACCUGAAUAAUUUCAUGUUGGGGUUAUCGUUAAUUCUAUGUUGGUUUACCCAACAAUGUUAAAAAUUAUGCUGUUUGGCAAGAAAAGCUUUCAUCUGCACUAGGAGGUGAAAUCUAAAGAAAAGUCAAAGGAAAAUGACUCAAGAAAAAAGAAUUAGCUACAUUUGUUUGGCUAUGUGACAGUUUAUAAAUCUAUAAACGAUUACAUUUAUAAACCGGGGAUAUAGAUUACACAUAAAUAUUUAAUGAAUCCAUCACCAUAUCUGCUUGUUUGUGGCAUUGAAAAUGAGGACAUAUGGGAACAUAAAAAAAGGUUGGAUCUUGGGGCCUCGCUACAAAAAUAUUAGCCACGUCAAACAAUGACAUGAAGGCCUAAGAAUAGUUCCAGUAUUAAAGUGAAAAACGUUCUCCUUAGAUAAAAAAUAAUCCCAGUGUCAAACAACUAAGCAUUAGAAAAACUGAAUAUAAAAUAUCCACCCAAACUUGUUGCCAUAGAGUUUUUGUUAUAUUUAUUUAUUUAUGUCUUUGUUUGUUUAUUUGUUGAUUAAUUAAUUUAUCUGUUCGUUCAUGUGACUGUUUUGCCACUGAUAUUCUCCUUUCAUCCACAUUACACACAUGUAAAUAACAAUAAGAAAAUUAAUAAUAUUUCAAUCAAGUUCCUGCAGAGUUGUUGUAGAAUGUAACGUACAAGUAUUUUUUAUUGAAGUUGUGUUUAAAAGAUAUCCUAAAAGGAGAAUUCAUUUUUUUCCUCCAUCCCCUUUUCACCUGCAUAGUGUGUAAACCAUGUCUAGAUAAGGUACUGUUUUCAGAAGAACUGGUGCAUUAUCCAAAAUGAGCUUCAGGUUCAGUGUUAAACGACAGAUUUAAAUUGACUUGUAGAUGUCCACAUUUGAUUAGUUUAUGAGAUUACUCACACUGGUCUCUUAACAAGGGUGAACUCAUGUAAUGGCUGAUUUGCUUUGUUUUAAUAACAGGUCACUUAAUUCUCAGGCUGUGCUUUCUGUUGAAUCAUAUCACUGUAGAGGAAUGUCAAUAAAUGUCAAUCAC